AUGAUCAUGGAAGAUUGUGGGGAUUUUUCGGGAUAUUUAUCACGGUUAUUAUGGAUAUGCUGUGGUUUCUCUUUGGGUGUGGUGAGCAGUGGUCCUGAAAUUGUCACAAAAGAAAUUGUUAGCUACAGUUCCGCUGCCUUUGAAACUCUCCGAACUGUCGAAGGACUUCCGACGAUGAACUGCCAAAAUUAUGCGGAAGAUGACGGUGCUAUAUUUCCUACAGUUAAUGCAUGGAAGUCCCAGGGCACCAGGUUUCAUGUCGAUUCGUGUUCUAUCAGGCGAAUUCCCAAAACUGGAGUGGCUGGUCGCGGCCAAUCACAAGUAGCGGAUACAUCAGUAUACAUGAUCCAUGUUCAAGCUAGGCCUAGUGGAAAGAUGUGUUUGAUUCUAGACUCUAGCAUGCCACUUGUAUUACGGGAGACAGUAACGACUAUCACCCUUCUAGGUGAGGCGUAUUUACAUGUAAUUAUACGUAGAGAGGGUAUCAAAGGAGCUAAAGCAGAUCUAGUAGACUUGAACAUUUAUUUAAAUGUUUCAAGACAUGAAGAAAGUAGCCAGAUCAAGCUCCUAAAGAGCCUUGAUGUUCAUUAA
Sclerotinia sclerotiorum 1980 UF-70 is the source of this 591-nucleotide messenger RNA. RefSeq lists its product with no specific name. Bases 1 to 591 code for a protein of 196 amino acids. The transcript has 4 exons. The record is from RefSeq and is a predicted model, not a curated record. NCBI's taxonomy places the organism in Eukaryota, Fungi, Ascomycota, Leotiomycetes, Helotiales, Sclerotiniaceae.